AUGAAUGCUACCUCAGUGAACCAGUCAGACUGCCCCGAGGUGCAGGUCCCAGUGUCUGUCUUCUUCACCAUUGGAGUAAUGAGCCUGACUGAGAACUUCCUGGUUGUGGUGGCCGUCAUACGGAACAGAAACCUCCACUCCCCCAUGUACUGCUUCAUCUGCAGCCUGGCGACCUUCAACACUAUCGCCAGCCUCACCAAAACCUGGGAGACACUGAUGAUUGCCAUAGCUGAUGUGGGGCACCUGAAGAAGACAGGGUCCUCCGAAACCAGUCUGGAUGAUGUGAUGGACUCCCUGCUGUGCAUGUCAUUCGUGGGCUCUUUUUUCAGUUUCCUGGCCAUUGCUGUAGACCGCUACAUCACCAUAUUUCAUGCACUCCGAUACCACAACAUCAUGACGAUGCGGCGCACUGGGGCCAUCCUGGGGGUCAUCUGGAUGACAUGCGGGGUGUUGGCUGUGCUGAUGGUGAAGUUCUUCGACUUCAAGGUCAUCAUGAUGUGCUUCGUCACCGUGUUCAUUGUCUCCUUGGUGAUUAUUUGCUUCCUCUACGCCUACAUGUUCAUGUUAGCCCGCAUCCAUGCCAGAAAGAUUGCAGCUCUCCCUGCCGGUGACAGCGGCAGGUGUCGGCACCAUCGGAGGUGGGGCAGCAACAUGAGAGGAGCCCUGACUCUCACCAUCCUGUCUGGAGCGUUCAUGGUGUGUUGCGCGCCGUUCUUCCUCCACCUCAGCAUCAUGACGGUGUGCCCCAUGAACCCAUACUGUGAGUGUUACCGAUCGCUGUUCCAGCUGCACGUGGUGCUGCUGAUGAGCCACGCCCUCAUCGACCCAGCCAUCUACGCCUUCCGCAGUGCCGAGCUCAGGCACACUUUCAGGAAGAUGCUGCUUUGUUCAGACUGGAAGCUGUGUUCAUAA
Messenger RNA from Stegastes partitus (bicolor damselfish), 912 nucleotides. RefSeq names its product melanocortin 2 receptor (gene mc2r). Bases 1 to 912 code for a protein of 303 amino acids. Gene Ontology annotation, cellular component: membrane. Lineage: Eukaryota; Metazoa; Chordata; Actinopteri; Pomacentridae. The record is from RefSeq and is a predicted model, not a curated record. The transcript has 2 exons. Gene Ontology annotation, molecular function: melanocortin receptor activity. Gene Ontology annotation, biological process: G protein-coupled receptor signaling pathway.